UUAACCUCUCAAUCCUAAAUCACAAAGCCUUGUGAAUCACGAAGAUCUGAUUAUUAAUCUAAAGUUACUGUUAAUUCUCCGAUUUGAAUACAAGAUGGGAGGAGCUGUAUUUGCGACUGAAAAGAAAGCUUAUCCCGGUAAGCUUACCUUUUCUGUUUUCAAAGCUUGCAUUGUUGCCUCCAUGGGUGGCCUCAUCUUUGGCUACGACAUCGGAAUUUCUGGUGGAGUCACCUCCAUGGACUCUUUUCUACUUCGAUUCUUUCCUUCCGUCUUUCACCAGAAAAAUUUGGACCAGUCCAACAAUGAAUACUGUCAAUAUGACAGUCAGAUAUUGACUACAUUCACAUCCUCUCUCUACAUCGCCGCGCUCUUGUCCUCAUUGGUGGCCUCCGCCAUGACACGUAAAUUCGGACGCAGAAACUCCAUGCUCUUCGGCGGCGCUCUCUUCUUCAUCGGAGCUCUGUUGAAUGGCUUCGCUCAAGCUAUCUGGAUGUUGAUCUUGGGUCGCAUGUUACUCGGUUUUGGCGUCGGAUUCUGCAAUCAGUCUGUGCCACUGUAUCUCUCCGAGAUGGCUCCGUAUAAACACAGAGGAAGUCUCAACGUCAUGUUUCAAAUGUCCAUCACGAUCGGUAUUUUGAUCGCCAAUGUGUUGAACUAUUUCUUCGCUAAGCUGGGCGGUUUAGGGUGGCGUUUGAGCUUGGGUGGGGCCAUGGUUCCGGCACUCAUCAUCACCGUAGGCAGCUUCUUCCUUCCCGACACUCCGAACUCCAUGAUCGACCGGGGAGAUCACGAGGGAGCAAGGGCGAGUCUCGAGAAGAUUCGGGGAAUCCAAGCUGUGGACGAGGAGUUCGACGAUCUCGUCACGGCCAGCCUGGAGUCGAAGCUAGUAGAACACCCCUGGAAGAAUCUGUUGCAGAGAAAAUACAGACCCCAGCUCAUCAUGUCCAUCAUGAUCCCUUUCUUCCAGCAACUUACAGGCAUCAAUGUCAUCAUGUUCUACGCUCCGGUUCUCUUCAACUCCAUUGGGUUCGAGAGCGACGCUUCUCUCAUGUCCGCCGUCAUCACCGGCUUGGUCAACGUGCUCGCCACCGUCGUCUCCAUUUAUGGCGUUGACAGGUGGGGAAGACGGGCCCUCUUCCUCGAGGGAGGAUUCCAGAUGCUCAUUUGCCAGAUUGUAGUUGCAAUCGCCAUUGGAGCCAAGUUCGGGACCAACGGGAACCCGGGCGUGUUGCCGAUAUGGUAUGCGGUCGUGGUGGUGGUUUUCAUAUGCAUCUACGUGGCUGGGUUUGCGUGGUCGUGGGGUCCUUUGGGAUGGUUGGUGCCGAGUGAGAUUUUUCCGUUGGAGGUUCGGUCGGCGGCUCAGAGCGUGACGGUGGCCGUGAACAUGUUGUUCACUUUCGUCGUUGCACAGAUAUUCCUUACCAUGCUAUGCCACUUGAAGUUCGGGCUGUUCAUCUUUUUUGCCGUCUUCGUCGUUGCCAUGACCAUAUUCGUCAAGUUCUUGCUCCCGGAGACGAAGGGCAUUCCCAUCGAGGAGAUGACUAGGGUCUGGAAGGCACACUGGUUCUGGUCUAGAUUCGUGGAUCAAGAUGAGGUCGACAAUCCCAUUCAGAUCCCCAAAUCCCCAUACUUUGUAGAUACUAUAAUUUAGUUUUGUUCAGUUCAGUUCAGUUUAGUUUAUUAGAUAUUUUAGGAGCCUAUGAUUCUGUUCUAAAUUUUUUUGACCAACACUCUGUUUUAAAUUUUUCAAUUAAUUUUUUGGUAAUGAGAAUAAUGAUAUUUUCUUUUAUAUAGUAUUUCAUAUUAUAUUUAUUCUAAUUCUGAUUCGCAAUGAGAUAUUGAAUUUGAACGUAUUGGCAAUGAAAACAGAGUGAAGGAGUCUAGAAAAGAACUAUGCUCUACUUGAAAAAGAAAAAAUAUAUAAAAUUGCUCCCUUUGGGAGAAUUCGUGGAAGCUAAGCUAAACAAGGUAAUUAUACAAGAACAGAAACUUCGUUACUAGAAAAGGUCCAGCCCGAUCAGCUAAGUUUACUUAAGACCUUGAUGUUAAUAUUUUGUA
Molecule: messenger RNA, 2058 nt
Organism: Prosopis cineraria
Lineage: Eukaryota; Viridiplantae; Streptophyta; Magnoliopsida; Fabales; Fabaceae
Product: sugar transport protein 1-like
Exons: 4
Coding region: 95-1651 (518 amino acids)
Biological process (GO): monosaccharide transmembrane transport
Cellular component (GO): membrane
Molecular function (GO): monosaccharide transmembrane transporter activity
Source: RefSeq, a predicted model, not a curated record